Knipowitschia caucasica is the source of this 1830-nucleotide messenger RNA. NCBI's taxonomy places the organism in Eukaryota, Metazoa, Chordata, Actinopteri, Gobiiformes, Gobiidae. The record is from the annotation of a GenBank genome assembly.
AUGCAUGUGAUGGUUGAUACCCCAGGUGGAGCUACGUGCACGCGCAUCGGUACCAGUCCCAAGACCAGCCCUCAGACCAGCCCUCAGACCAGCCCUCAGACCAGUCCUCAGACCAGCCCUCAGACCAGUCCUCAGACCAGCCCUCAGACCAGUCCUCAGACCAGCCCUCAGACCAGCCCCCAGACCAGCCCCCAGACCAGUCCCAAGACCAGCCCUCAGACCAGCCCUCAGACCAGUCCUCAGACCAGUCCUCAGACCAGCCCUCAGACCAGUCCUCAGACCAGUCCUCAGACCAGUCCUCAGACCAGUCCUCAGACCAGUCCUCAGACCAGCCCUCAGACCAGUCCCAAGACCAGCCCUCAGACCAGUCCUCAGACCAGUCCUCAGACCAGCCCUCAGACCAGUCCCAGACCAGCCCUCAGACCAGCCCUCAGACCAGCCCUCAGACCAGCCCCCAGACCAGCCCCCAGACCAGUCCCAAGACCAGCCCUCAGACCAGUCCUCAGACCAGUCCUCAGACCAUCCUCAGACCAGCCCUCAGACCAGCCCUCAGACCAGCCCUCAGACCAGCCCCCAGACCAGCCCCCAGACCAGUCCCAAGACCAGCCCUCAGACCAGUCCUCAGACCAGUCCUCAGACCAGUCCUCAGACCAGCCCUCAGACCAGCCCUCAGACCAGUCCUCAGACCAGUCCUCAGACCAGCCCCUCAGACCAGCCCUCAGACCAGCCCCUCAGACCAGCCCUCAGACCAGCCCUCAGACCAGCCCCUCAGACCAGCCCUCAGACCAGCCCUCAGACCAGCCCUCAGACCAGCCCUCAGACCAGUCCUCAGACCAGCCCUCAGACCAGCCCUCAGACCAGCCCUCAGACCAGUCCUCAGACCAGUCCUCAGACCAGUCCUCAGACCAGCCCUCAGACCAGUCCCAAGACCAGCCCUCAGACCAGCCCUCAGACCAGUCCUCAGACCAGCCCUCAGACCAGUCCUCAGACCAGCCCUCAGACCCAGCCCCCAGACCAGUCCCAAGACCAGCCCUCAGACCAGUCCUCAGACCAGUCCUCAGACCAGUCCUCAGACCAGCCCUCAGACCAGCCCUCAGACCAGUCCUCAGACCAGCCCCUCAGACCAGCCCUCAGACCAGCCCUCAGACCAGCCCCUCAGACCAGCCCUCAGACCAGCCCCCAGACCAGUCCCAAGACCAGCCCUCAGACCAGUCCUCAGACCAGUCCUCAGACCAGCCCUCAGACCAGCCCUCAGACCAGCCCUCAGACCAGUCCUCAGACCAGCCCCUCAGACCAGCCCUCAGACCAGUCCUCAGACCAGUCCUCAGACCAGUCCUCAGACCAGUCCUCAGACCAGCCCUCAGACCAGCCCUCAGACCAGUCCUCAGGCCAGUCCUCAGACCAGCCCUCAGACCAGCCCUCAGACCAGCCCCUCAGACCAGCCCUCAGACCAGCCCUCAGACCAGCCCUCAGACCAGUCCUCAGACCAGUCCUCAGACCAGCCCUCAGACCAGCCCUCAGACCAGCCCUCAGACCAGCCCUCAGACCAGCCCUCAGACCAGCCCUCAGACCAGCCCUCAGACCAGCCCUCAGACCAGCCCUCAGACCAGCCCUCAGACCAGCCCUCAGACCAGUCCUCAGGCCAGUCCUCAGACCAGUCCUCAGACCAGUCCUCAGACCAGUCCUCAGGCCAGUCCUCAGACCAGUCCUCAGACCAGUCCUCAGACCAGUCCUCAGACCAGCCCUCAGACCAGCCCUCAGACCAGCCCCCAGACCAGCCCCGAGACCAGCCCUCAGACCAGCGGAUCCAGGACUUCCUUUAGAGACUGA